CCGGCCGGAGUAGGCGGGUCCCUGAGGCCCGGAGGCCGGGCCAGGCGGGUGCAGGGGGAGUUGUUCAAUCGGCCGGCGAGAAAGCGGAGCCGACGGGAGUGGGAGGGGUCUGUGCAGCAGGAGGCGGGGCGGACUCAGUGGGCCAGUGGGCCACCUGGGUCCUGUCAGAGUUGGAGGUGGUCCGCUGCUCUUGGUUCCUUCAGCUCCCGUAGCUCUGGCGGAAUCUGCGCGAUGGGUGACCCGGAAAGGCCGGAAGCGUCCAGGCCCGAGCUGGGUGAGAGGUUGUCUUCAGAUUCCAAUGAAAAUGAAGUGAAGUCAAAUGAAGAGCCACUCCUACGAAAGAGUUCUCGCCGAUUUGUCAUCUUUCCAAUCCAGUACCCUGACAUUUGGAAAAUGUAUAAAAAGGCACAGGCAUCCUUCUGGACAGCAGAAGAGGUUGACUUAUCAAAGGAUCUCCCUCACUGGAACAAGCUUAAAUCUGAUGAGAAGUAUUUUAUCUCUCACAUAUUAGCCUUUUUUGCAGCCAGUGAUGGCAUUGUGAAUGAAAAUUUGGUGGAGCGCUUUAGUCAGGAGGUUCAGGUUCCAGAGGCUCGCUGUUUCUAUGGCUUUCAAAUUCUCAUCGAGAAUGUUCACUCAGAGAUGUACAGUUUGCUAAUAGACACGUACAUCAGAGAUCCCAAGAAAAGGGAAUUUUUAUUUAAUGCAAUUGAAACAAUGCCAUAUGUUAAGAAAAAAGCAGAUUGGGCCCUACGAUGGAUAGCAGAUAGAAAAUCUACUUUUGGGGAAAGAGUGGUGGCUUUUGCAGCUGUAGAAGGGAUUUUCUUCUCGGGAUCUUUUGCUGCUAUAUUCUGGCUGAAGAAAAGAGGUCUUAUGCCUGGACUCACUUUUUCCAAUGAACUCAUCAGCAGAGAUGAAGGACUUCACUGUGACUUUGCUUGCCUGAUGUUUCAAUACUUAGUAAAUAAGCCAUCAGAAGAAAGGGUCAGGGAGAUCAUUGUUAAUGCUGUUGAAAUUGAGCAGGAGUUUCUAACAGAAGCCUUGCCAGUUGGCCUCAUUGGAAUGAAUUGUGUUUUGAUGAAACAAUAUAUUGAGUUUGUAGCUGACAGAUUACUUGUGGAACUUGGAUUCUCAAAGGUUUUUCAGGCAGAAAAUCCCUUUGAUUUUAUGGAAAACAUUUCUUUGGAAGGGAAAACAAAUUUCUUUGAGAAACGAGUUGCAGAGUAUCAACGUUUUGCAGUUAUGGCAGAAACUACAGAUAACGUCUUCACCCUGGAUGCAGAUUUUUAGAACUCUCCCCAUAGAUAAACCUAUCACUGGUAAAUAGCAGUCUGUUUUUCUCUGCUUUAAAAAACAAAAAAAACAAAACAAAACAAAAAAACAAAGUAGCUCCCUUAGGCAACAAAAGUUUGCUUAAAAGGAAAUCCAAAACCAAAUUUCAAUAAGUUGGAUUUAUAGAAAUACACUCUAAUUUUCCCAUUUGACAUUCAGGAUGUGACUUCAAUUCUAUUGUUUUGUCACGAAAAUAUAAGAUGGUGUUAUGUAGUGAUUAAGAGCAUGAGGUGAGGGGUCAGAUUUGAGAUUCUGCCCUUACUGCUUUGUGUGACCCUUGGAAAGUCAGUUAAUCUCUCUAAAUCUCACUGUAUGUAUCCUUAAAGUGGGUGUAAUAGUAGCUCCUAAAUUUAUCAUGUGGAUAUGAGGAUUGAGCCACAAAAUAGGUGCUUAGCCACGACCACCACCAUUACUACUUAUUAACAGUCUUAAUUAUGGUGAUGUUGUGAUAAAAUUCUCCCCUGUCCUCAAAGUAAUUUUGAUUCUAGGUUCUAAGAUCUAGAAUUAGAUCUUUAUAUUUUAAUGUUUGAGGGAGAAUAUAAAGAUUUCAUUUAAAAAUUAUAAUUCUCAUUAACUUGAGAAUUGCUUCUUCAAAUUCCUCAGCAUGUAGUAAAGGAAAUUUAGUUCUCAGUUGCUUUGGGCAGGACACUUAUGAAGUGAAAUUCGGGAGAUCAGCCUGGCAGUUGACCUUGUAAGUAAAAUGAUUUUGCUCCUUUAGAAAUCAAAAAGGUAACAAUUGCCAGACAUAGCUAGCCCUGAAAUGUUUAAACCCUGGGUGAAUUAGCUAGAAUAGCAUUUCCCCAAGAAUGUUCUAAAAGCUGUGAGCCCCUCUAGAUAUUUUGUGGGGAAAAAUGGGAUUCUGUGGUCAGAUGAACCUGGGAAAUGCUAUCCUCCCUUCUUCCUCUUUGAAGUAUAUAGUCAGUACAUCAAAGAGAGAAAUUCUUCAGGACAUAAAACUUACUUCUCCCUGCAUAUCCCAGACUUACUUAACAAAGGUCUGUAGUUUACCUGUUAACAUCUCACCUAACUAGUAUUCCUCUGAAUAUAGUUUGGAAAAGGCUGCCCUAGAACCAUUUUGUACACAGAGGAAGGACUUGUGGACUAGGCAAAGGAGACCUGGAGGGAUUUACUAAACCAUUCAUAUUUGUGCCGAGCUGAGUAACGUACCUGAGACUGACCUCAGCUGUGCUUCUUUAAUACUCUUCAAACUCUUUUAUGCUGUUAACAGGAACUAUGCAUCCUGCACAAUAGCAGAUGGCAAGGGAGACAAAGGUUUCUGCAGAGGAGACAGUGAGGAAAGGCCAUGGACCCCUCUUUAUCGUUAGGAAGAGCCAAGAGGUAGCCUGAGCCCCCAAAACAGUGUGGUUCCCCACUUAACAGCAAACUGCUUUAUAACAUUCUGCAACCUAGAAUUUAGAGAUUUUGCACUUUGCAUAAGUUUUUGCUCCAUUCAUUCAGCAACGUUCUAAUGACUAAAAAUGGGAGUUCUCAAGUGGAUGCAAGAGGACCAGGCCAUAACCUUGUUAGGGAAACUGUCAGAAGCCUGUGAUAUUUCGGCCUAUGACAGUGCCAUUUGUUCAGUUUGUUCAGUGCUUCAUGGUUGGCCAGCUGGUUUUACAUCAUAUCACGUGAUCACUCAACAGCCUUAUAAGCUUGACAGCUAAUAUUGACAUUUUACUGCUAGGAGAGAGUGAGGCUCAGGGAAGUUAAAUGACUUGGCCAAGGUGGGCUCUUAUCACCGUCCUUUGCAGUAGAAUUCUUUUUCCCUAGAGAUUAUCAUCUUUCUUGUAGUUAGUCCUUUACAUCCAUCUUGAUGUGAUUUUGCCUAUUUUCUCAUUCAGGUAUCAUGUACUUUAUUAAGGUAUUAUGUAAAUUAUUUACCUAUAUUCAGGUAGUAUGCUCAAAGAUGUGUAUACUACUGUAGAAACACUUAACAUUAUAAAUUGAGAAUAUCUGCAAUAAUAUUGGAAUGAAAGAAAAAGUUUUCAGUGCAUAUUCCCUUUGUUUUGAAUCCAGAUCUUUCUCAUAGGUAAUGACAGGUGCCUUAAUAUGAAGCUUAUUUAUAGUAGCAAUAAACCUAACUGUUGAGAUGAAGAAGUUUUAAUACUGAAAUACUGGAUUUUUAAUACACUGGUUUAUUAUAUUCAGUGUUCUAUAUCCUUUUCCAGGCCUUCAGGUUGCAUAUUUAUUUAUUAUGUUUAGUAUUUUGGUUCCUAGUUCUUAAGGAAUGAAGAAAUUGAGGAAUUGCCUUUUAAUACUAUCUCACAGGUAAAGGAAUUCAGAGUAUGUUUACAAGUUUUUUUUAAUAGCACAUGUACUUAAGUCAUUGCUAUAGUAAAGUUAAGUUUGUUAUUUAGGAAUGUAAAAACUUGUAGUUCAUGACAGCACUUAUUAAAAAUAACUUCAUUGUAGUAUGUAGAAUCAUGACUUGGAAGGACUUGGGAAGACAGUUUGACUCAGUGCUUUCAGACAAGGCUAUUUUGUUGUUCAGUUACACACAAUAAUAAACAAUUGUUUUUACUUAUGGCUUACUCGAGUCAUGUCUUAGUGUCUCAUUUUGGAAUAUCAACAUUUUCUUCUUCUUUUGACAUUUUAUUUUUUAUUCAUAAAAAGUGAUUACAGUUGGCCCUUGAACAACAUGGGACUUAGGGGCACCAAACCCCCGCAGGGUUGAAAAUCCACAUGUAACCUUUGACUGCCCCACAAGUUAACUAUUAAUAGCCUACUGUUGACUGGAAGCCUUACCAAUAACACAAACAAGUUGAUUAGCACAUAUUAUGUGUGUUAUAUGUAUUGUGUACUGUAUUCUUACAAUAAAGUGAGUUAGAGAAAAGAUGUUUUUAAGAAAAUCAUAAGGAAGAGAAAUACACUUACAGUACUAUACUCUAUUUAUUGAAAAAAAUCCACAUAUACGUGGGCCUGUGCAGGUCAAACCCAUGUUCUUCAAGGGUCAACUGUAUUGAGAAAACAUAGCAGUUUGCAUAUUUAAAACACAUUUAAUAUUCAUAACUUUGCAUUUUACAUUUAAAUAUGCUAACUUCCAUGUCAUAGAAUUCCCAUACUGCAUUUGCAUGGAUUAAGCUAAGGGCUUAAUGUCGCUAACUGAUUUUCAGUGAUAAAGAAAUCUGUUCCUGAGCUGCAUAAAAGCCAGUUUAGUCCUAUAAUCAGGUAUUAUGUUUUUGAACUAAAUUGCAUGAAUUGGUAGCCAACUCAGGAGCUCUUCUCAGUGGAAUCUGCAUGAGUGGUACAGAAGUGAAAUCUAGUUUUUCUUUGUUUUUCCCAGCCUUUAGAUAAUCUCCUUUUUAGAUGACCGUAAAUUUGAAGGAAAACUUGAUAUUCCCAGGGCCUUAGAAAGAAAGGAUUUAAGCUUUCAAAUUUGGGGCCUAAGGAAAAUAUAGGUAAAAAUGGAAGGAUAGAGAUUGAUUUUUUUGUACAGAUAAAAAUACAACAAUUCAAGUCUUUUUCUAAGUUCACAAGAUUGUUAACUUAGUGCAUUUGAUUCUUUUAUAAUAAUGUUUUGUUUUUUUCCAAAUGUCUGGUAAUUUAGCAAAGCUAUUUGGUAUUUACUGUGUAUAUAGAGAGCUUUAUUAGGUGUGGUGUACCUAAGUCUUUUUGCUAAAAUGCAUUGUGGUCAAUCAAGCCAACCCUGAAUAUGUAGAAUGUUGGGGGUUUUUUUCCCCAAAGAAAUAGGUUGUUUUGUUAUUUUUGGGGGUUAGUGUGUUGAAAUAAACUGUAUCAUAGCUACA
Molecule: messenger RNA, 5075 nt
Organism: Herpailurus yagouaroundi (jaguarundi)
Lineage: Eukaryota; Metazoa; Chordata; Mammalia; Carnivora; Felidae
Gene: RRM2B
Product: ribonucleotide reductase regulatory TP53 inducible subunit M2B
Exons: 9
Coding region: 232-1287 (351 amino acids)
Biological process (GO): deoxyribonucleotide biosynthetic process
Cellular component (GO): cytosol
Molecular function (GO): ribonucleoside-diphosphate reductase activity, thioredoxin disulfide as acceptor
Source: RefSeq, a predicted model, not a curated record